AGUCUCGUUCCACCGGUCACUGAACUAAUAAAAAAAAGAAGUUUAUCGUGAAUAACAGCGUUUCACAAUCGAAAGCGUUAUUAUUAUGACAGCUCUCUUGCGGCAAAUUUUCCAACAAUGUCGACAAACUUUUUGCAAGACUAUGCCAAAUGCCGACUAUCAUGUUGAGAUUGAACAAUUGCUAAGUUUAGUAAGGCAGUUAAAGCCUCACCAUGUUAACUUUGACGAAAAAUUAAUAAUGAACAAGGAAAGAUAUGUAUUUAACCACCUAAGAGCUCCUGUUUAUUAUAUUCAUAUGUUUGAAAAUCAAUUUUUUACAAUGUGCAUAUUUGUGUUGAAGAAUGGGACUCGUAUGCCUCUUCACGAUCAUCCUCAUAUGACGGGAAUACUGAAAGUUUUAUAUGGAAAUCUUACGAUAAAAUCAUAUAGUAACAUUCGAGAUCCAGAGUACAACGCAGCGGACGAGCUUCCACUCGAAAUCCGUUCACAUUUACGGAAAGAUCAAGUUAUAAAAAAAGUUAAGUUUGACGGUGAAAAGCAUUUAAAUGAAAAAGAUUGCUGCUAUCUUACAGAAAAGACUGGUAAUUUUCAUACACUAAGUGCAAUGGAUGGUCCAGCAGCAUUUUUAGACAUACUUGCACCUCCCUAUUCUGAGAGUUUAGGAAGAAAUUGUAGCUACUAUAAAGAAUUAUUGAAAUCAGAUGAAAGUGAAAUGGUAUAUUUAUCCGAAACGAGUAGUAGAGAGUAUUGGUGUGAAACUGCACCAUAUCUUGGUAUAAAUCUAAUAGAUGAAUCGUAA
Molecule: messenger RNA, 799 nt
Organism: Dimorphilus gyrociliatus
Lineage: Eukaryota; Metazoa; Annelida; Polychaeta; Dinophilidae
Source: the annotation of a GenBank genome assembly